This is a messenger RNA of Penicillium arizonense, 453 nucleotides long. RefSeq lists its product as uncharacterized. NCBI's taxonomy places the organism in Eukaryota, Fungi, Ascomycota, Eurotiomycetes, Eurotiales, Aspergillaceae. The transcript has 3 exons. Bases 1 to 453 code for a protein of 150 amino acids. The record is from RefSeq and is a predicted model, not a curated record.
AUGGUGCUUGAUAUAUUGGUCAUGGUUCUACCAUUGCGGCAGCUUUACAAGCUAAAUCUUUCCGUCACUAAGAAGGUAUAUGUGAUGUGCAUGUUUAGUCUGGGUGUCUUUGUGACUCUUGUGAGCAUCCUGCGACUAAACUCACUCAUUCACUUUGCCAGCACCACAAACUUGACAUGGGACUACGUGAGCGUUGGCUAUUGGUCUACCAUUGAAGUUGACGUGGGUAUUAUUUGUUCAUGUCUCCCUGCUAUUCGUUCUUUACUCCGCCGAGUCGCGCCUGGAUUAUUUGGCGACACGGAAAACGCUAACUCAUAUGGGGUGAACUCUCGCUCUCAUGGAACCGGGUCUCGAUUUGAAGGAGCAAUUCACGUCCAAAGCAAGAGUGGUGACCGGCAUUUCUACCCCCUUGAUGACAUGGAUACUUCAAGUGAUACCCGGCUACACUAUUAG